Oryzias melastigma (Indian medaka) is the source of this 1942-nucleotide messenger RNA. RefSeq lists its product as uncharacterized. NCBI's taxonomy places the organism in Eukaryota, Metazoa, Chordata, Actinopteri, Beloniformes, Adrianichthyidae. The record is from RefSeq and is a predicted model, not a curated record. The transcript has 21 exons. Bases 16 to 1836 code for a protein of 606 amino acids.
AGUCAAAGGUAAGGAAUGAAUCUUGAAAUACUGUUGAUGCUUCUGAAUGUUUGCUUUCCCCCCCAGAUCCUAGGUCAGGCCUGUCUUCCAGUGAGUCAGCUGUCUGUGAUUCUUCUUCAGCUGGCUAAGAUGGCUCUUGAGCCCGAAAUUCACUUCCCGCUGAGACUGGAGGCCAUCCAAACCUUCAAUAGCAUAUUGGAAUCUAUGAGUCGAGAACAAAGGAGUCUGAUCCAGCAUGAGCAAAAUCAGAUUCAGCUGCUGUUCCAGCUUGCAGCAGCAGUUCUGACAGCUGGAGACUAUCAACUCCAGCUCAGUCUAUCGGAGGCUUUGUGCCGUCUGACUGCUCGCAGAGACCGAGAGCAGAAGUCUGUAGAGUGGUUCUCCAGCCAUGAGGUCAGCAGAGCUUUUUGUGACAUUAGAGGUGCAGACUUUGAGGUGGACUGCCGACGUUUCCUGAACUUCGUCAAUGGUUACCAUGGAGACCAGAGCAGGGUUUACACAUUUGCUUGCCUGCGAGCAUUUCUUGGCUCCACCCAGCUGUUUUGUCCAAAAGAUGAGAAACUGGACAGUUUCUGGAUUGAUUUCAACAUGGGUUCAGAAUGUGUCAGCUUCUUCAUUGAUGAUCCCCAGGGAUUCCUCUGGGAGUCGGUCCACCUUCUCAGGGAGGAGGUGAAUCAUUACACCAUCAAAGUCCAACAGGAAGAGAUAGUCCUCAAAGUCAAGCUAAACAAUCCCAUCAUACUUCACAACAGCAGAAGUCAGACGGUGGAACUGAGCUUCAGCAGCAAGCACCACAAGGACUUGGAGGAGGCUGUUGGGAAGGUCUUCCAGAAAGGACCAAGUUCGCCCAGGACAUCAGAAUGGGGUACUGACCAGGCUCCUCCCACCACAGACAAACACCGAGCUCAUUCGUACAGCCGUAAGAGGCCAUCUAGAAAGAGUAAGCUCAAGAUUUUACCCAUGUCAUCUCCAUGCAGCAGUGAAGACUCCUCUCCUCCUAAGCUCAUGGGCCAAAACAGAGCAGAGAUCCUGUUUGAUCAGAUUAAAAACUCAACCUUUAAUGAUUCGGCUGGUCUCCAGUUUACCUGUGCUCUCACUGAUGAGAGCAGUGUGUUGGAGCAUCACCUGUCUGAUGAUCUUCAGCCUGUGUCACAUAAUUGUGAUAUCUCACCAAAAGACCAAACGGUGGACUUCCAAAGAGACAACACUCCCAAACAUGAUGUGCUCAAGAGAAGGAAAGCUCUAGACUCAGGAUACCUUACAGGGCAGACUAAGGGUGAACCUGCACAUAAGAAGCGCACAGGCCCUCCUCAGGAUGAGGACCACUCUCACUAUGCAGGUCUGAUUUGUCCGCAUGCUGCUGUUGAACACUCAUCUGAAGGUGAAGAGUUGACAGAAUCCACCUUCACUAAUAGAGUGUGGUCUUUAGACAACCAGAUGCAGUCUGUGAAUGAGGAGCCAGCAGAGCCGGAGUCGUCUGGGAUCAAGGCUGCAUUCAAGGACUUCAGAGAUCAGCUGGAGCAGAUCUUCACGAGCGCCAGGCAAAAAGCUGAAGCUGAGGUUCUGCAGUCCCUGGCGGAAUGUCAGCAACAUGUUUCCCCGCUCCUCACAACUGUCCAUCAGCACAGGAUGCUCUUUCUGCAGCAAUGUGAGGGCGCAAUUUCUGAUGAACUGAAGCAUCUGGAAGAAAACACAGCAACACUGAACUCCAUCAACUCUGAGAUUCUGAGUUUUUUCCAGACAGAGAAGCAACGCAUUGAAGGUUUCUGUGAGAGGUUGCAGAAAAGGCUAAAGUCUCUAGAUGGUCGCCGGGCAAGCAGGCUGCAAUCCUCUUGAAGAACUUAAUCACUUCUUGUCUUUAAGUACUUAAAUUUUUGUUUUGAGUUUGGGAUAUUUUUUGUUGAGAAAUAAAAUAUUGAGCAGAAAACAAAUGCAUUCACUG